GCUCGGCUCGGCGCGGCCGCCGCGGGAGCAUCCUCCGCCGCCGCCCGUCCCCGGGGCGCCGGGCAGCAUCCCCCGCCCCGGGCAGAUGUUGGGGCGCGGAGGGGACAGGCAGAGCCGCUAAGGGCGGCCCGCCCCGCGGGUGGGGGCCAGCACCGGCAGCGGGGGCCGCCCCGCCGCCGCCUCCCUGCCCGCGGCUCGGCCGGCUCGGGCCCCCGGAGGCACGGCGAGGAGGAGCUACGGAGCCCGCGGACGGCAGGGCAGGACGAGGGGGGCGGCCCGGCCCCGGCCCCGGCGGGGGACGAGGCAGUGGCUCGCCCGGCCAUGUCACUCCGGCGCUGAAGCCGCCCCGCCGCAGCCCCCAGCCCCCCGGCCCCGCCAUGGCCGCGCCACUCUAGGUGUCCCACCGGCUCGCCCCUCGUCGCCCCGGCUCCCCCGGGGCUGCCGGCCGGAGGAUGGACGAAGAUGGACCGCGAGCGGCCGAGGAGGAUCCGGAGCCGGGCAGAGCCAAGACUUUCAUCCGCCUUAAUGACCUGUCCGGGGCCGGGGGCCACCCGGGGCCGGGGGACAGGGAGGCGGGCAGCGGCGACUCGGAGGCGGAGGCGCUGCCCUACCCGGCGCUGGCCCCCGUCGUCUUUUUCUACCUGAGCCAGGAGAGCCGGCCACGGAGCUGGUGCCUCCGGCUGGUCUGUAACCCGUGGUUUGAGAGGGUCAGCAUGCUGGUGAUCCUGCUCAACUGCGUGACACUGGGCAUGUUCCACCCCUGCGAGGACAUCGCCUGCGACUCACCACGCUGCAGGAUCCUCCAGAGCUUUGACGACUUCAUCUUUGCCUUCUUUGCUGUGGAAAUGAUUGUCAAAAUGAUCGCGCUGGGCAUUUUUGGGAAGAAAUGCUACCUGGGAGACACGUGGAACCGCCUGGACUUCUUCAUCGUCAUUGCAGGGAUGCUGGAGUAUUCCCUGGACCUGCAGAACGUCAGCUUCUCAGCCGUCCGCACCGUCCGAGUCCUGCGGCCACUCAGGGCCAUUAACAGGGUCCCCAGUAUGCGCAUCCUGGUGACGCUGCUUUUGGACACGCUGCCCAUGCUGGGGAACGUCCUCCUCCUCUGCUUCUUUGUCUUCUUCAUCUUUGGCAUUGUGGGAGUCCAGCUGUGGGCAGGUUUGCUCAGGAACCGCUGCUUCCUCCCUGAGAACUUCAGCAUCCCCUACACGGUGGAUUUGGAGCGGUACUACCAGACAGAGAACGAAGAUGAAAACCCCUUCAUCUGCUCCCAGCCCCGGGAGAACGGGAUGCGCUACUGCCGGAGUAUCCCAACGCGGAGGGAAGAGGGUCUGGAGUGCACCCUGGAUUAUUAUUCCUAUAACGACACCACCAACACGUCUUGUGUGAACUGGAACCAGUACUACACCAACUGCUCUGCUGGGGAGCACAACCCCUUCAAGGGAGCCAUCAACUUCGAUAACAUUGGCUACGCCUGGAUCGCGAUCUUUCAGGUCAUCACGCUGGAAGGCUGGGUGGACAUCAUGUACUUUGUCAUGGAUGCACACUCCUUCUACAACUUCAUCUACUUCAUCCUCCUGAUCAUUGUGGGCUCCUUCUUCAUGAUCAACCUGUGCCUGGUGGUGAUAGCGACACAGUUCUCCGAGACGAAGCAGCGCGAGAGCCAGCUGAUGAAGGAGCAGCGUGUGCGCUACCUGUCCAACGCCAGCACCCUCGCCAGCUUCUCAGAGCCAGGCAGCUGCUACGACGAGCUCCUCAAGUACCUGGUUUACAUUGCCCGGAAAGGCAGCAAGCAGCUGGUGAAGGCCUACAGGGCGGCAGGCGUGAGGAUGGGCUUCCUCAGCAGCCCCACGAGCAAGGCAGGAGCCGAGCGGCACGCCAGGAAGCGCCGGAGCAGGAAGAGAUCCUCCGUGCACCACCUCAUCCACCACCAUCACCACCACCACCACCACUACCACCUGGGCAACGGGAACCUGCGGGCGCCCCGUGCCAGCCCAGAGAUCAGCGAUGUGGAGACCAGCUCACUGCACAACGGGACCAACCGGCUGAUGCUCCCUCCCUCGGCACCCAACUCCCUGGGGGCCCCCAGUGCCUCUCCCAGCAACACCGAGUCUGUGCACAGUAUCUACCAUGCCGACUGCCACUUCGAGCCGGUGUGCUGCCGGUCGUCCCUGACACAGCCAAGCCUCGGCUUGCCAAGCCCAGAGGGGAUCCCCAAGAACAUCGUGGGCAGCAAGGUGUACCCCACAGUGCACUCCAGCACCUCCCAUGAGAUGCUGAAAGAGAAGAACCUGGGGGAGGCGGCGGUGGGUGCUGGGAGCAGCACCUUGACGAGCCUCAACAUCCCGCCCGGGCCGUACAGCACCAUGCACAAGCUGCUAGAGACACAGAGCACGGGGUUCUUUUCAGUCCAUGUUACAGAGAAAGGUGAUGGCUUUCCAGGUCCCUGCCAAAGCUCUUGCAAGAUCUCCAGCCCCUGCACCAAGCUGGAUGGUGGGUCCUGCACCCCCGAGAGCUGCCCUUACUGCCUCACAGCACUGGCAGGCGAGGCCGAGCUGUCGGACAACGAGACGGCUGACUCAGACAGCGAGGGGGUCUAUGAGUUCACACAGGAUGCCCACUACAGUGACCAGCGGGACCCACAGCGGGGCAGAGCCCGGGCCAGGAGAGCCAGGCGGGUGCUGGCCUUCUGGCACAUGGUGUGUGAGACCUUCCGGAAGAUUGUCGACAGCAAAUAUUUCGGCCGUGGGAUCAUGGUGGCCAUUCUCAUUAACACGCUCAGCAUGGGGAUCGAGUACCACGAGCAGCCAGAGGAACUUACCAAUGCCCUGGAGAUCAGCAACAUCGUCUUCACAAGUCUCUUUGCCCUGGAGAUGCUGCUGAAAGUCCUUGUUUAUGGUCCUUUUGGCUACAUUAAGAAUCCAUACAACAUCUUUGAUGGGAUCAUUGUGGUGAUUAGCGUGUGGGAGAUCGUGGGCCAGCAGGGCGGGGGGCUCUCGGUCCUGCGCACCUUUCGUCUCAUGCGGGUGUUGAAGCUGGUUCGCUUCAUGCCAGCCCUGCAACGCCAGCUUGUCGUCCUCAUGAAGACCAUGGACAACGUGGCCACCUUCUGUAUGUUGCUGAUGCUCUUCAUCUUCAUCUUUAGCAUCCUGGGGAUGCACCUCUUUGGCUGUAAGUUUGCUUCGGAGCGGGAUGGUGACACUCUGCCCGACAGGAAGAACUUUGACUCCUUGCUCUGGGCCAUCGUCACUGUUUUCCAGAUUUUGACCCAGGAAGACUGGAACAAGGUCCUUUACAAUGGGAUGGCCUCCACCUCAUCCUGGGCUGCUCUCUACUUCAUCGCUCUCAUGACGUUUGGGAAUUACGUUCUCUUUAAUCUGCUGGUGGCCAUCCUGGUAGAGGGUUUCCAGACAGAGGAGAUCUCCAAGCGAGAAGAAGCGAGUGGGCAGUUAAGCUGUAUUCAGCUGCCUGUCGACUCGUCGGGGAAAGGCAAACUGGGAGUGCAAGAACAGGGUGAUGCUUCCAAGUCCGAUUCCGAGGGGGAUCUCUUCCCCCGCAGCCUGGAAGAGGAGGGAGGACUUAAGAAAAACUUGUCAAAUCCAGCCUUGAUGGCCCUGAGCGACCACCCGGAGCUGAAGAAGAGCCUGACCCCGCCGCUCAUCAUCCACACGGCCGCCACGCCCAUGCCCAUGCCCAAGAGCGCCGUGUUCGGGGACGCGGCUCAGGGCCACGAGUCCCGCCGGGCCAGCGGCGUCUCCAUGGACCCCGCGGCUGCCUACGAGCUCAAGUCCCCGGUACUCGCAUCACCUCCUCCUGCGGAUGUUCAGUGCGUCCGUGGGGCUGUCCGUCCAUCCAGCCGCCCCCGCCGGCCUGGGGCGGGUGACACGGGGCUGAUGCGCUCCCUGUCCCUGUCCUUCCCGCAGCCCAGCACCCGCAGCUCCCCGCACAGUCCCUGGCGUGCCAGCAGCUCCUGGAACAGCCGCCGCUCCAGCUGGAACAGCAUCGGCCGGGCCCCCAGCCUCAAGCGGCGGGGGCAGAGCGGCGAGCGCAGGUCCCUCCUGUCCGGGGAGGGGAAGGAGAGCUCCGAGGAAGGGGACAGCUCGGAUGAGGAGCACUCCAGCCGGGCCGGCAGCUUCAAUGGCUCUUUGCCUCACCGCAUGGAGUCGCUGGAAACAAAAGGGUCCUUUGACCUCCAGGAUACCCUGCAGGUGCCUUCCCUGUACCGGACCAGCAGCAUGCACAGCACCAGAACCUCUGCUUCUGAGCACCAGGACUGCAAUGGGAGGACCUCUCCGGGUCUGCUGCUGCACCAGCUCCACCUGGAUGAGCCCCACCAGGAUGGUGAUGAUGGCGAUGAUGAAGGCAACAUGAGCAAAAGGGACCGCAUGAAGGCCUGGGUACGGGCACGGCUCCCCACCUGCUGCAAAGAGAGGGACUCCUGGUCCAUCUACAUCUUUGCCCCUCACUCCAGAUUCCGUCUGAUGUGCAAUAAAAUCAUCACUCACAAGAUGUUUGAUCACGUCGUCUUGGUGAUCAUUUUCCUGAACUGCAUUACCAUUGCCAUGGAACGACCCAAAAUUGAGCCUCACAGCGCUGAACGGAUUUUCCUAACACUCUCCAACUACAUCUUUACAGUCAUCUUCCUGGCUGAGAUGACAGUUAAGGUGGUGGCACUAGGCUUGUGUUUUGGGGAGAAAGCCUACUUGAAGAGCAGCUGGAACGUGCUGGAUGGGGUGCUGGUGCUCAUCUCCGUCAUCGACAUCCUGGUCUCGAUGGUGUCAGACAGCGGCACGAAAAUCCUGGGGAUGCUGCGGGUUCUGAGGCUGCUGAGGACGCUGCGGCCCUUGAGAGUCAUUAGUCGAGCCCAAGGACUGAAGCUGGUGGUGGAGACUCUCAUGUCAUCCUUGAAGCCCAUUGGGAACAUUGUGGUCAUCUGCUGUGCCUUUUUCAUAAUCUUUGGGAUCUUGGGAGUUCAGCUUUUCAAAGGCAAGUUUUUUGUCUGUCAGGGGGAGGACACCAGAAACAUCACAAAUAAAUCGGAUUGUACAGAAGCAAGCUACAAAUGGGUCCGGCACAAGUAUAAUUUUGAUAAUCUCGGCCAGGCCCUGAUGUCUCUCUUUGUCCUGGCCUCUAAGGACGGGUGGGUGGAUAUCAUGUAUGAUGGCUUGGAUGCUGUGGGAGUCGACCAGCAGCCAGUCAUGAACUACAACCCAUGGAUGCUCCUCUACUUCAUUUCCUUCUUGCUGAUCGUGGCCUUCUUCGUCCUCAACAUGUUUGUGGGGGUGGUGGUGGAGAAUUUCCACAAGUGUCGGCAGCACCAGGAGGAGGAAGAAGCCAAGAGGCGGGAGGAGAAGAGGCUCCGCAGGCUGGAGAAAAAGAGAAGGAGUAAGGAGAAACAGAUGGCUGAUCUAAUGCUGGAUGAUGUAUUAAUGGAGAGCUCAGCCAGUGCAGAGCAAGAAGCUCAGUGUAAGCCCUACUACUCGGAUUACUCCCGUUUCCGCCUGCUGAUUCACCAGAUGUGCACCAGCCACUACCUGGAUCUGUUCAUCACCGGCGUCAUCGGCCUCAACGUCAUCACCAUGGCCAUGGAGCACUACCAGCAGCCAAAGGUUCUUGACGAAGCCCUGAAGAUUUGCAAUUACAUCUUCACUGUUAUCUUUGUCCUGGAAUCUGUUUUCAAGCUUAUUGCCUUCGGGUUUCGCCGCUUCUUCCAAGACAGAUGGAACCAAUUAGAUCUGGCAAUCGUGCUGCUGUCUAUCAUGGGCAUCACUUUGGAAGAGAUCGAGGUGAACGCUUCACUACCAAUUAACCCCACGAUUAUCCGGAUCAUGAGGGUUCUCAGAAUCGCUCGAGUGCUGAAGUUGCUGAAGAUGGCUGUGGGGAUGAGGGCCCUCCUGGACACCGUGAUGCAAGCGCUGCCGCAGGUGGGGAAUCUGGGUCUUCUCUUCAUGUUGUUGUUUUUCAUAUUUGCAGCUCUUGGAGUGGAGCUGUUUGGAGACCUCGAGUGUGAUGACACACACCCCUGCGAGGGGCUGGGACGGCAUGCCACGUUCAGGAACUUUGGUAUGGCCUUCCUGACUCUCUUCCGAGUAUCCACAGGAGACAACUGGAAUGGGAUAAUGAAGGACACGCUGCGUGACUGUGACCAGGAGUCCACCUGUUACAACACCGUCAUCUCCCCCAUCUACUUCGUCUCCUUUGUGCUGACAGCCCAGUUUGUCCUGGUGAACGUGGUGAUCGCGGUGCUCAUGAAGCACUUGGAGGAGAGCAACAAGGAGGCAAAGGAGGAGGCAGAGCUCGAAGCAGAACUAGAGAUGGAGAUGAAGACCAUCAGCCCUGGCCAGCACAGCCCCUCGGACAUCUUUGCGUGGAGAGGCACCACUGGUGGAGAGAGACCCGAGAGCCCCCGCAGGUUUACCAAUCCCAUGCAAAUCAAGGUGGAUUCUCAGCUCUCACUAGCUUAUCAUAUGGAAAGGCACUUGUUUGAUACCAUAUCACUGCUGAUCCAGGAAUCUCUGGAAGGAGAGCUGAAGCUGAUGGACAACCUGUCAGGCUCUGUGUGCCAUCAUUAUGCCCUCCCAGCUCCCGAAUAUUACAACUCUGAGAACCAGAUCCCUCUAGCUGAGAUGGAGGCUCUGUCUCUGACGUCAGAUAUUCUCUCUGAAAAGUCCUGGUCCUUAGCUCUGACGGAUGACUCUUUUCCUGAUGACAUUAACACACACUUACUUAGUGCUCUGGAAAGCAAUGCUGAUCUCCACUCCAAGGACGACACGCUGACCCUGUCCCCCAGCAAGGACCUGCUGAGCGUGAGGAAGCCCUCAGUGGGACGCACGCAUUCCUUGCCAAACGACAGCUACAUGUUCCAGCCUCCCUACUCCAGCCCCUGCCCUGCCUCCCUGGGCGACAGGAAGCCGGCACAUCACAAGUCCCAGUCAGGUUCAAAGGCGUCAGUGCAGUCGCAGCCAGCAGACACCAGCUCUCUCCUGCAAAUCCCAAAGGACCAUUUCCACCAUGUAAGAGCUCACGACCAUUUGGUGGGGGAGAGCAAGCCCCAGGUCUCCCAGCAGGUGCACUCGCCUUCUGCUGAAAGGCUGCUCCGCAGACAGAUGGCUAUAAGGAAUGACUCUCUGGAUAGCAAGGAGAAUCUCCACACCGAGGUGAGUGAGCUCUCUGACCCAAAUGUCCCCACUGUGCCCAAGGAGGAGUCACCAGUGGCUCUGACGCCCUCAGAAGCGAAUGAGUUGGCUGCCUGGAGUCGGGCGAGUGUCCAUACGCAGCAGCAUUCCCACAAUCAGUAUAAUAUUUCAAAGCAGGCACCAGCAUCCUGUGCUUGUGCAGACUCGUAUCAGGAGACCCCUGAAGACUCAAUGGACCAAGAAGUAUCUGAAAUAAACAGCUCCUCGGAGCCUUUCACUUCAGAAACUUGCACAGCCUCGAGUGCCUGUUCAGAGGGUCAGCCUCUCACUCCUAAGAGGAACGUGGGCAAUACCGGCAAUGUGACACUGAAGGACCUGAAGAAAUACCACAGUGUAGACACCCAGGGUCUGCUAAAAAAACCGCCCUCUUGGUUAGAUGAUCAAAGGAGACAUUCAAUAGAGAUUUGUUCCAUGGAAAACAGCCCUCAGCACCAUUCCACAUCCAGCUCCUCUGGCUUUAUAAGUCAGGUGGUCAGUGAAAUGGAAGGCUUGCAAGGAACGCGGCAGAAGAAGAAACUGAGCCCUCCCUGUAUAUCUAUAGAUCCACCUGAUGGGCAGAGUUUGGUACCUAGGGGACCUCACAGCAUCUCACCUGCCAGUGGAGAUGUUUGCUUGAGGAGGCGUGCUCCGUCCUGUGAGUCCAAGGAUUCAAUGGAUAUAGGGGAUUCUCUGCUUCCAGACAGUAUGUCAACAUCUCCUACCCCAAAGAAAGACUUGUUGACACUUCCUAGCUUUUCCUUUGAUCAAACGGAAAUGGACCCCUGAGUUACUUUUCUGUUGGUGCCAAAUGUUUUCUUCCCUUCAUGUAAUAGAGAAAAAAAAAAUUUAAAAAAACUCUGUACUCCAAAAUGGCACUGGGUAAAAAAUUUCCAAAGAAAGAUUAAAGAACCAGCUGGUUAAAAGAGUGGUUAACCUAUAUCACGCUUACUUAAGCAUAUGUUCUGCUUAGGUAAAAGCAAUACAAUGUGCAGAAUCUAUAUGUAUAUUAUAUUUUAUUAAAUUAAUUGAAUCUAGCAUUGCGGGAUGUAGUACAUUUUGUGACUAAAGACUCAUUUAAUUUUCUUCUAUUUUAUGUAUCUCAGAAUAUUUCUGAGAUAAAGUUGGUUUUUAUGAAUAUUUUAACCUAAAAAAUAUAUAUAUUUAAUCCCUUCUCUUUUUUUUGUUUUGUUUUGUUUGGGUUUCAUUUUGUUUUGCAAAGCACAAAAUGUAGCCAAUUAGUGCAUUACAGAAGAAAUGUAUCCCACAGUCAGCAGUAAAUAAGGAUUAUUUAAUGUAAUUUAUUUUUCCCCUUGGACUUCAAUGAUAUUCUGGGAAAACGAUUGUUUGCGUAGUACAGAAGCGCAGUGGCAAUUUUUUAACAGAAUAUUCCAAUCUUGCAUAAAAUUGACAUUCAGAGUGUGAAAGCAAGUGCUCAGACCCAGGAAGGUCCAACAUGCUGAUAGAUGUCUGAGGACGGUGAAGGCAGAGCCAUUUAACAGUACAAGAUACUGGAUUAUGAAAGGAUGUUGUAGAUCAUCCACUGGCAACUCACAAAGUCACGUCCAUGGUUAAUUUUCAUAUGUGCCUAGGAAACAGGCAACAAAGGCCUGUGGUCACUUCCAAGAUGUUUUUCCAGUGUCUCCAGGAUGGACUAUUUAUUUUGCCGAGUUUUACACCUCCCUCAUCCCUCUGUUUGCAGUGGAGCUCCUCCUCUCUGCACUCUGUGGAAAGGAGAGCGAGGUCAAGUUUAGGACUUGCAGUGGGUGAAUUCGGGGCAGACGUGGCACAGCAGUGGGCUUAAGCACAUGCCUAAAGUUAAACUCUUGCCUAAAAUGCCUGGAGGUUGAUCAUAUUUAAAUAAUUCUUGAAAAUUAAAAUCAUAUGCUUAUGUUCUACAGAAUCAAGGCACUUCUGCAAGUUAUUUUACAGAUUACAUGAAAGAAAGUCUGCAGGUACUGAAAUGACUGCUGAUUUUCAGUAAAACAGCCAGGUAUUUUGCUAUCACUGCUAGAGGUAAUUUACAUGACCCCAACUGCAAUUUUAUUUCCAAUCUAUCAAUAGCCUUAAGCAGCAACAUGAUGAUAUAAAGUAGAUAAACCCAGAAUUCAUGUCUUACUUUGUAACAUUAGUCAUCUCAGAAAUUACCUGUUUACUCCUGUGCUAAUGCCCACUGCCAAAAGCAAUCUGUAAAACUGGACAGCACAGCCUGAAAACCAUGAGAAGAUGGCCCCAUUCGACACCUCCCCUCCUCACAUGACUGAUGGAAGCCAGACAUUAACUCCACUCCACUUCCAUGAAAUCACAUUAAGAUGUAGGCUAAAUUAGACUGCAGGCAUGCUUUGAAGUGUGCCAACAGUCACAGGUUUAAAACCAAGUCCACGAAUGGUGCCUCUGAACCAGCACAGGGAGGAGGAGGAUUUGUGCUAAUUCUGUCAGUCGGGAGUUUGUAACUUUUUGAGAACUACUGAUCUUUUCAAAUCACUACAACAUGCUGAUGUACAGCCUUUUAUCCAUUCAGAGAUUAGGCUACUUCCACCACGUGUAUCUGCAUUAGCUUGGAGUGUACACACAAGGAGAAGAUGCUGUUCGCACCCCACAGCCUAUGUGAGGUCCUAAGCCCCUUUAUUUUCACUUGAGGACAUUUACUCCAUAAUCAAUUCCUACUGAUUUACAUGUCCAGGAGAAAUGUAAGGGCUUUCAGCAGGAAGUCAGGCAAUCAGUGGAUUUGAAGUAGGAGGAUUAACAUUCUGUACUAUUUACUGCAGUUAGAUUAAUUCUUGGCUGGGACAUUUUUCCCCUCUUCACCACAGGCCCAUACAGAACCCACUCUCUUUGAUAUGCCAGCCCAAAUCCAGAGUUAAGCCUGUCUAAAGCAAUGAUUUCAAACAAACCUUUCAUCAGUUCUUCCCCCAGAUCAUAUUUAAGGAAAUAAUAAAAUUACAGUGCAUUAAGCCUGAGAAAUAUUCUUAAUCCCUUUUUGGUUUUACACUCAUAAUGAUCCCUAGCUUUUCCUUUCACAUGUGCUAAAUAGUUUGGGAAACUAGCUAGGCCACUAAAAUUGCCAUCCCUGGUUCCUUAAUGAUUAGGAUCAUGUUCACAUGAUGAUACUACUCUAUAGAUCCUUCCUUACAAAAAACCCACUGAACAUUUUAGCUUGAAAUCAUGGCACAAAACAGUGAUGUGAUGUUAAUCCAAAUGCUCAACUCCAAAUGUAACAGAAAGCCUAAAGGCUGUUCUAUUUUAAUGCUUGGGGUUUUGCCUACUGACAAGGUUUGUGGAAGUCACAGAAAGUUUACAUCAUACAUGAAUAUUCAGUAAAGAGUAGCCAAUAAAAGAUACUCUAUGAUGAUGCAUUCAGGAAAAGAAAUCCAUGUAAAAUAGAUUGUUUUCUAAACCAGAUAGGUUUUUUCUAGAUGCCCUUUUGAAAGACAAAUACAAAUGUACUGCAGCCUGUGCAAUAAUACUCAAAUCAUUUUAAAUACCUUCGGGGGGGUUUUAUAGAAUUUGACUUUUUUAAACAAAAUGUACAAAAUCCACAGGAAUUCUGUAGAAUGGUUAUGUUGAUAGAAUUUUUUAUAUUUUUGUAGAAAUCUAUAGAGAAAUUGUUAAAAGUCUGCGUAGCAUCUUGGCAACAGAAGCAGCACUUAUCUACAAGUUUCUUUUCAUAAACCUGGAGCCAGGCCUGCUGUAUUACAACACGUAGAGCGUAGUUUCAUAGCCUGCAUCCAGGUUGUGUUCAGGAGUCAGCAGCUAAGCUCAAGUUCCACGAUAUUGCAGUGCUAUUACUGUCCAAGAACUGUACCCACAUAAAACACCUCCCCCCAGAGCUCAGCCCCUGUCCUUGGUGAAGUAGUCACAUGGCUCUCCAGCUCAUUCAAGCACACCAGCACUUUACUACUGUGGAUUUACUGUACGCAGGUGGGAGGAGGAUAUUUUGUUAUUGCCAGUCUGACACAAUGGGGGAAAAGAGAUUGCAGACGUGUCUGGAAAAAUGUAAAUUCCAUUCUUGCAGCCCCUCGCACAUAGAAGUGAUUUUUCAUUACUUGGUUACAGGUUUGUACUGUAGAUAUUUUGGAGGAGGGCAAAGAAAAUACUGGUUUUGACUUCUGUGGAUCGCACUCAGCACUAGGUGUGUUCAAGGAGAAAAUAAAAAAACAAGAAAAAAACCAAGAAAACAAAAGCAUUACCACUGUAAAUGAGGCUAUGCCCCAGUCUCUCCUUUUCUGCCCCUUUGGCUAUAAUAACCCAUGUACACUAUUACACGAGGUGACUAGAGUAGGCACAGUACCAUUGCAAUGUCCGUAACAACCUAGUAUAUAUGAUAGAACUUUGUAUUUAAUAGUUAAUAUAUUGUUAUACUGUAUCAGGUAUAUAGGCCAAAACGAGGUCUUUUGGUCAGGGCAACAAAAGGUGGUACUCAUGGGGAAAAUUGAAUUAAAAUGUUCCUUUUUAAAAAAAAAAAAAAAAAAAGACGACAAAAAAUGAGUGUAAAUCUUUACAAAUGACAAAACCAAAUGUGUCCUAUUAAAAGCUUUUGAAAAGAAAAA
Corvus hawaiiensis (hawaiian crow) is the source of this 11719-nucleotide messenger RNA. RefSeq names its product calcium voltage-gated channel subunit alpha1 G (gene CACNA1G). Bases 453 to 7958 code for a protein of 2501 amino acids. The record is from RefSeq and is a predicted model, not a curated record. Gene Ontology annotation, molecular function: voltage-gated sodium channel activity; low voltage-gated calcium channel activity. NCBI's taxonomy places the organism in Eukaryota, Metazoa, Chordata, Aves, Passeriformes, Corvidae. Gene Ontology annotation, biological process: calcium ion transmembrane transport; sodium ion transmembrane transport; membrane depolarization during action potential. Gene Ontology annotation, cellular component: plasma membrane; neuron projection; voltage-gated calcium channel complex. The transcript is spliced from 39 exons.